Messenger RNA from Octopus bimaculoides (California two-spot octopus), 890 nucleotides. Its product is annotated as transforming growth factor-beta-induced protein ig-h3. The record is from RefSeq and is a predicted model, not a curated record. Gene Ontology annotation, molecular function: cell adhesion molecule binding. Gene Ontology annotation, biological process: cell adhesion; extracellular matrix organization. Lineage: Eukaryota; Metazoa; Mollusca; Cephalopoda; Octopoda; Octopodidae. Gene Ontology annotation, cellular component: extracellular matrix.
ACUAUUUACUAAACUCUUAUACACAGCACUCUCCAGGGAAUACAUGUCGGCGCUCCGAACACGACCACAACUGAUGAAGAAGUUGGUGAACUACCACAUGGUGAACGGAAAAGUGAUGUCUGACCAAAUGGUUGGUCAGCAAGACUAUGCCAGUAAGUCCACCGUCAGGAUAAAGGUCAAUGUCUACAGAAAAGGCAUAAUGGUGGACGAUGCCAGAGUGAUGACUUCUGACCGAAAGAGUGGUAACGGCGUUAUUCAUACCAUUGACAAAGUCCUCAUACCACCAGAACAAACGUUGAUGGGGCUCGUUCAGAGUGACCCUACCCUAAGCCAAUUCCGUCAAGCCAUUGAGGUCGCUGGCGUUAACAAGUUAUUGAAUACGGAAAACCUUCAACUUACUGUACUGGCUCCCACCAACGACGCGUUUGAUGCUAUGACUAGGACACGACUGAACAGACUGAUGUCAAACCCAGGCUUACUAGAGAAGCAUCUCCAACACCAUAUAGUGAAACGAUUCGUAGUUCCAUGCGGCUUCCAGCCAAACACCAACUACAACAUGAAAUCAUUGCAAAAUGAGACGCUGCGGUUUAGCCUCGACAGAACUGGCAAGAUGAAAGUGUUCCAAACACCGAUGACACCUCUCAAUAAUAACACCAUGGCAGUGAAUGGCAUUCUGUAUAAGAUCAAUAAUUUCCUGCACUGUGAAUGCAACGAUCGUCCGGGGGUACACGGAGGCUGAUUUAGUUACAGGCCAUCUUUAUCGGGAGUUUAUCAAAAUUUUCAGUUUAAGUUGAUUGAUAUUAUUUGGUCCUGGGGUAGGGAAGAAAAAGAAAGAAAGGAAUCGAAUGUGGAAAAAGCACAAAUGGAUAGAUUAAUUGUAACGUUUAAUA